AUGGGAAGGCGUCUCAAUGCUAUUAAAAGAAAACUAGCCAGAGCCUUUAAAGAUCGAAAGCAUAAAACUUCUAGAUCAAGUACACCGGAACUUCGUGGAUAUUCAUCUGGAAACAGUCAAUUGACACUUCCGGCUGAUUGUCUUAUUGAUAUAUUUUCACAUUUGGAAGAUGAUCAUAAAUCACUACAAUCGUGUGUUUUAGUCAACAGGUUAUGGUCUAGGAGUUCAGUACCUAUAUUAUGGGCUCGGCCUUUUAAAGAUUCAACGCCAUCGUCAAUCAUUGAUGUUUAUAUGUCAUAUUUAACUGACCUUGAAAGAAUACAUCUAGUUGAUAAUGGUAUUUCUGUUACCAACCGUCGACGAAAUCCGAUCUUUGAUUAUGUAUCAUUUUUGCGUCAUGUUAGCAUGGGAAGUCUUUAUACCAUAGUUCUUAAAUGGACAGAUCGGACACAAACAUCCCUUUCUACUAAUUCAAAACGGCGUAGUCAUAAUACAGAACCAAGUUUGGUAAUAUAUCAAGCGUUAUGCAGAUUGUUCUUCAGUCGACGUUCGAGCAUUAGGUCUUUAUCCCUCGACUGGGGUGAUAUGGAAAUCUGGAAAGCGUAUCCGCUGCUACUCUACUCGGCCGGUAUAGACACUUACCUGGCCAAAUUAAGACAAUUCUCUAUUCACUAUAUAACUGAUUGGUCAAUAUUUGGUUACUUAGCCAAAUACGCCAGGAAUAUUGAAAAUUUACAGGUUCUUGGUUAUUCUUUUAAUAUUCCUCCACAUCCUGAGGAUGAACAAAAUUUAGCAUCUUUGAUAAAAAUUCAAAAGAACUUAUUACACUUUAAGUUAUUCGGAUACGCAACAUAUCCUGUUUUAACUCUUAUUUCAUUGGGUGCUCAAGCAAAAUCUUUAAUAUCUGUGGAAAUUAGUUACAUUCAUUUUACUUCAACCACAUUGCAAGAGCCAACUUUUGAGGGGUUGGCUGCAUGUAGAAAUCUUGAAGAGUUAACUAUCUUGAAUUGUUUAAAUGCCACUGAAGAAAUUUUAUCUCCAUUAGUAUGUGCUACAUUUCCAUCUCUUCGUAAAAUACAUAUAGUAGAGUCAACAUACGGGUGGGAUAAUGUAGUAGUUUCAUUGAUUCAUAAUAAUUCUACAAACCUAGAAGAAGUUUAUUAUAAACCAGUAGACAAUCAACAACAUCAUAUAAUGUCUCCAACAAUAAUUGAAUCAGUUGCUCAAUGUUGUCCUCGAGUAGUGCGACUUGGCGUUCCUAUAGGUACAUUACAGAUAAGUCAUUUGACUGAUAUCCUUACAUCACCAGAUUGUCAACUUCGAAGUCUUAGUAUAUUUCGAAUGGAUCGAGUAUCUUGGGAUAGUGAAGAAUUGUGGAGUGGGUUGGGUAGUUUAAUGCCGACUACAUUAAGGCAUCUUAACAUUUGGAUUUAUUUAGGGGACACACCUAUGCAAUUGUUUUUACAAAAUACUCAGGCACCUUUAGAAACUUUAUAUGUUAGAUGGUGGACUCAUUAUCUUGGAUAUGAUUAUCAAUUAGUUGGUGCUUAUUUAAAAGACAAAAAAGUGGGAAUUUCGGAAUUUUUAAGGCAUGUUAUUUAA
Molecule: messenger RNA, 1602 nt
Organism: Racocetra persica
Lineage: Eukaryota; Fungi; Glomeromycota; Glomeromycetes; Diversisporales; Gigasporaceae
Source: the annotation of a GenBank genome assembly